Molecule: messenger RNA, 2805 nt
Organism: Didymodactylos carnosus
Lineage: Eukaryota; Metazoa; Rotifera; Eurotatoria; Philodinida; Philodinidae
Source: the annotation of a GenBank genome assembly
AUGUUUGCUUGCGAAGAGCACUUUUGCUCUAUUAAACUAUAUAUUGCUCAUCAUAGUGGUCAAGUUGAAUGGAAUGCAUUGAAACACAAUGAAGAACGUGUUCGUGAAAAAAUUGAAGAAUAUUUGGAAACUUAUAAUCGGUCAGGUGCAGCUGGGUUGCCGUUGGAAAUGAGUCAAUCAGCAAAGAGAAAAUUGGCAGUAAAAAAGAAAAUGGAGAGAAAAAGGCGACAUUCUGACUCGGAUGUUGACGAUAAUGAAAAAGAACAAAUGCCCAUUAUCGAAAAGGAAAUAGACGCUGCUGAUGAAGAAGAAGAAGAAUGGACAACGGGAACUCAUAGUCAACCUGCUACUGUUACUCAAACCGCUUCAAAUGCUCCACCACUCAAAGGCACAAUUACCAUAUUACCAGAUGGAAGAAAAGUGUAUAAAUAUCCUCGUAAAAAAGAGCGUUCAAAUCGUGUUCGUGCGCCAGCUCAAGAACUCGUUAAUUGUGAAUUAAAAACAAUCAACGAGCAAAUUGUUAGUCUCGUUCAAAUAAAAAACAUGGGUUUAUCUACAGCUGACACCAAAAAACAGUUGAAAAAACUGUUUGAUGAACGAAAGAAAAAAACAAUGGAAUUGAAACGUCUUAGAGCUCAACAGAUUACCAAAGCAAAUUUUCGAAAAAAACGUAAGUUAAUUGUCGAACAAUUAUGCGAGAAAAAUCCAGAAAUUGCCAAAGAAUUAAAUAAAGUUCAUAAACGGAAUACAAGUCGUCCUAGUACAGAAGAACAAUGUCCGGAUCUGCUGAAAAUAAUUGAAGAGAUCGCUCGAUGCGGUGGAGCCACGGAUAAUAAUCGGCGAUCAGAACAGUAUCGCCCAUGUUUAACAUUGGAAGAUUUACGAGAAACAAUUAAACAACGAGGUUAUGAUAUCAAACAAACAACAUCGUAUUACAGAUUAGUACCGCGUCGGGCUGCCUCGAUUGAUGGUCGCCGACAUGUUCGUACCGUGCCUGUUCGUCUUCGAUCUGCUGCUCAAACGAACGAUCCAGUCAAUAAUCAUGAAGACACUCAUUUUGCCACAGCAACCAUUCGUUAUAUCAAAGAUUUGGCUAGUAUAUUUGGUAAUGAAGUCGUUUUUUUCCUGUCACAAAAUAAUAAAUGCAAAGUACCGAUUGGAUUACCAGCUGCUAAAAUACAGGCGCCAAUGUUAAUGCAUUUGGAUUAUGACAUUAAAGAACCUGAAAGUCGUAAUGCAAGAAUUGCACCGCGACAUCAAUUGACACCCAGUGUGUAUGCAGCGUGUAUUAUUAAUCCCGAUGGUGACGUAGGUUAUGCAGGUCCAACAUACAUAGCCAUAAGAUCAGCUAAACAUGAUCUAUCUGAUGCACCAGCACAUUCAAAAGAUUUUGAUACUUUGGUAAAAUUAAAAGAAUUUGAAAAAGCUUGUAGAGAUAUACAUGGAAAUGUCAAGCCAAUUGUAAUAAUUACGGUUGAUGGUACUCCAGAUGACAAUCCUCGUUUUACUAAAACAUUAAUCGGAGCCAUUGGAAAAUUUCGUAAAUAUAACUUAGAUGCAUUAUUUGUUCUUACUCAUGCACCAGGUCAAUCAACUUAUCAUGUUGUUGAACGUCGAAUGUCACCGUUAGCACAAGAUUUAGCUGGUCUUAUAUUACCUCACGAUCAUUUUGGUACACAUUUGGAUGGUAAUGGAAUGACGAUUAAUCAAGAAUUAGAAAGAACGAAUUUUAAACGAGCGGGAGAAGUUCUGGCUGAGGUAUGGCGAGGAUCGGUACUCGAUGAUUAUCCAGUUGUUUCUGAAUAUAUUGAACCAACAGGAAAGACAGAUGACGAACAAAGAGAGUUUGGGGUCAAUUCUGCAAUGGAAAGUCUAAUGAAAAGACUGUGUAUUGCUGAAGAAGAAGGAGUUGAAAUUAGUGAGAACACAUCGGAUGAAUAUUUUUUGGAAAAAUGUCGUGUGAAAACCGCUCAAUUGGAAGAAGAAUUAACAAACGAAUCUGUUAAAUAUGAACUCGAUGAGUAUUGGUGUGGUACUCAUGUUCUUCAAACACAAUAUACAAUACAAAUCGUUCGAUGUAACGAUCCAUUAUGUUGUGGAAAAUGGAGAUCAAAUUAUGUUCAAAUAUUUCCACAUCGAUUUUUACCACCACCAAUGCCAUUUGAACGUACACCUUUGGGUAUUAUAAUGGCUAAAGAGGAUAAAAUGAAAAAUCAGUUUUAUGGUUCAUUAUUUCAUCGUAUUCAAUUUCAUGGUGUUGUUAUUCAAUAUACUCUUAAUGAUCAAUUACCAUUCGAUUAUUGUUGUUCAUCAGUUAAAAAAGAUUUGAAAAAACGAGUAUGCAAAAUAUGUAAACAAUAUAUACCAAGCACAUAUCGAAUGAAACAACAUUAUAAAAUACAUGAACAAUAUCAACAAUAUCUAGAAGAAAAGGAAGAAGAUGUUCGCGAUGAUUUAUUUGCAUUAUUAGCUCAAAGUGAAAUAUUAUCAAAACUUGAUUCUGAGACAGAACAAGGUGCUGUUGUAUUUUCUGAUAUGUUAGAUUGGUUAAAAUCUGAUUUUGAAGAAUUAGACAUACAAGAACAAGCUAAAGAACGUUCGAAAAAGCCAGCAUCAUGGGAAAAACGUUCGGUUAUUACAGAACCGACCGAUACAUGGAGCGAUCAAAUAUUGUCAAAUCUAACGUUAAAAGAAGACAAUGGUCAAUCUGAAAAACCACAAGAAGAACAAGGAGAUCAAGAGGAAGAAGACGAAUUAGAUGACUGGGAACGAGUAGAUGCAUUAUUAACAGAAAAUAAAGGUUAG